UUUUUCAAUUGUUGCGAUUCGUAGAAGUCGAGUUUGGAGCCAGUCAAUAUGAACAUCUUCCUAUCCUCCUUAUUGCUGCUCUGCGUAUUCUACCAAUAUGACUGCGAAACCAGUACUUAUACCAACAAGUAUGACGGUGUAGAUCUGGACCAAAUCCUGUCUAGUGACAGACUUCUCAACGGCUAUGUGAAUUGUCUGCUCGACAAAGGACCGUGCACUGCUGAUGGCAAGGAAUUGAAACAAAAUCUUCCUGAUGCGAUCCAAGAUGAAUGCAGCAAAUGUACGGACAGACAACGUGAAGGUGCUGACAAAGUCAUGCAAUACAUCAUCGAUCAUAGACCCGAAGACUGGAAAAAGCUUGAAGAUAAAUACAAUUCCGACGGAAGCUAUAAAAUAAAGUAUUUAAAAACCAAAGAACCAGUCAAUAAAUCCGCAUCAAAAGAGGGUUCAAGCGAAAGUGGUUACGAUGACGAUGCUGAUGAUGAAGACGAUGAAAAUAAUAAAGAUAAUUAUACGAAGAAGGAUAAAAAGAAAUAAUUUAACGUUAUCACGUAUCUAGUUCAACUUCCAGAACAAACAUGUAUAUAGCUCUGAGGUAUUACGAAAGUCGCUAAUAAAUAAUGGGGAAAGCAAUAAAACAAA
Pararge aegeria (speckled wood butterfly) is the source of this 642-nucleotide messenger RNA. RefSeq names its product ejaculatory bulb-specific protein 3-like (gene CSP12). Bases 49 to 537 code for a protein of 162 amino acids. Lineage: Eukaryota; Metazoa; Arthropoda; Insecta; Lepidoptera; Nymphalidae. The record is from RefSeq and is a predicted model, not a curated record. The transcript is spliced from 4 exons.